GUUUAUACCUUACCGAUGGGUCGCCCUCCUUGGAUUUCGCCGACCCAGGGGCGGAAAUAAAUUUCAAACGUAUAAUUUAACUACCUGGCUACAUGCUUCAUAGAAGCUGAACGUGUUCGUCCUGGCAGGACAUCCAAACGGAAAGGACGUACUGUAGCAUGGCCCAAAGCGUUCUUCUGUGGGUCCUCUUAGCCGCACUGGGCGCUUCACGUUUCCUGAAUGAGGCAGAGGCAGAAGUCUCAAAAACCGACGAGGAGGAUGAUGAAGACUAUGAUGAUGAAGACUAUGAGCAUGACAUUUUUAAAGUCACCCUUUUCUUGAGGAACCAGAGUGGAUAUAUGACCAAAGUAAAUUCUUCAAGACUCCCUCAAGUCGAUUAUGAAAACUUCACCAAAUCAAACUACUUGGAGAGCAUGGAAGGGCUUCCUCUGAAAAACCUUUCCUGCAUUGUGUACAACCAUCAACAUCUGCAGUGUUCCUGGGCGACCCUGAAGCUGCCCUCGGAUGCUCAGAGCUCCCUUACUGUCAAACAGCCUGGCCACAACACCACAAACGGGAACUGUUCCACCAGCACAAACGGAGAUGUUGUGGCAUGCCAGGCUAUAAUUAAUUACGAGUCAUUAUUCAUGAAUUUACAGAUCAACGUGUCACUCCCAGAUGUGUGGUACCUCCAUUCUCAGGGUUAUAACAUAAAAAGCAUUGAAAAACUUAAUCCUCCUCAGAAUAUAUCAAUGUCAGGUGUUUCUAAAAAUAUCGUAAUCAGAUGGGAUCCCCCAUCCAGCAUUCCUGACCAUUGCUUCAAUUACCAGUUAAAAAUCAACAAUAAUUCUGAGGUUAUUAAUAUUAUUACACAAAGGGACUAUACUAUACCAGGGGCAGACCCGACGAGGAGGUAUACUGUGCAGAUGAGAGUCACUAAAACUCAUACUUGCGUAGUAAACCACAUAUGGAGUGACUGGAGCGACGUGUUGGUGCUGAAUCCCACCAACCCCCCUGAAAUAAGCCUUGUGAUGAUUGUCAGCAUGACCCUCUGCCUCCCCAUGUUACUGCUUUCCGUCCUGCUGCUCAACAAAAUGAGAAUCUGGGAGAAGCUGUUUCCUCCAGUUCCAGGACCUUCCAGAAAAAUAAAGAUUUUGCUGGAAAGAGAAGAUUUUUCAUGGAAACAAAGUCAGACAUACAGCAAAGGGAACGGGGACUACACAAUGGCAAGAUGGUGAAAAUUCGAAAUACACUUUUUGCAUGAAGGACACCAGCUGUUACCAGCUGUUCACUGAUAAUCUACAUGUUUUAAAUAAAGCUUGGCUUAGUCUCUCACUUAUCCCUCGGAUUUAUGUCUAUAGGAGAGUUGAUUGCCCGAUAUAUCGCAAUGAACAUUCGUUACCACGGGAUGCCUGUUCCUGCCUUUGUAUUCUAAGAUAUCUUUGCAUAUAAGAAAUGUAGUUAGAUAUUUAUGCUUUUUUUAUGGUUGAGAGUCUUGGAUUUUGGCUGUCAUUGUUUUUAGUGAUUUUUGUAAAAAUACUAUCAUUAAGGUUGGUUCCAUGCCCAGCGUUGCUUGUACAUCCUGAGUAAAUAAUGUUUAGAUUGUAAUUUAGCUUCUAAGUGUUGCAGUGAAAGUCAUUGAUAAUUCAUGAGGUCCGAGUCAUUUUUUAAAAGGCAAAUGAAAAGCUCAUGUUCAGGGCUUACAUGCAGGUGCUUGUAGAGGAAGCUGAAAGCCCACAUCUGUCAAAUUGUUGGGCAGCCUCCAUCUCGACUUUUAUUCUAUCUGUGAUCUUAUUCCUUUGUGGCUUCCUUUAUUUUUACAGUGAUUUGCACGUAAUUUUUUUUUACAGUGUUAGAAAAAUUAGCUUAAUUUCUGAAUGUUUUCCGGUUUAAAUCAGCCAUGUGGGGGUUCAUAAGCCAUGAAUACAUUUCAGAGGUAAAGGACAUGCCUCUGUACACCAUUCAUUGUGGGGUGAGUUGAAAAACACAAGACACUAAUAGAAAAGGCAUAUUAUUUUUAAGGGGACUGCCACUGAUUGUUGGACCACUGAGGAAAUGUCCUUUUUGUGGUAUAAAUUAUAACAGCACAGUUACAGAUUCAAAUAGCAGGUUUCUCAGCUCUGUUCCUUAGAGCUGAUAUCUGCAGCAUUUGAAUUCAGUUUUGUCUUUUGAUUUCAUAUAAAUCCUCCAAAGGAUAGCAUAUAGACCUGCUCAUUUCAGGCAAUAUCAUCAUACUCCACACAAAUAUUUUAAGUAAAGGCCAUGGUUGUACACUUUAGAAACUAAACUACUAUUUGGACUUUUUAAAUGAAGGUUAACAGAGUGUUUAAGCUGCACGGUGGUUAAAUUAUGGCGAAAGCUUUUCUGGUAGAGCAAGGGUGUGAUUUGAAUUUGCUGCACAGCAUAAAUGCACCACUGACAGGCACAAAGAAUGUGUUGCUGCGCAGCAUCUUUUUAAUUGUUUUGAUCAUGAUAUUUCCGGGACAAGUUCAGUGUCUCUCCAGUUUGAAACAAACUACCCAUUUGGUGAAUGUAAUAUACGCUGUUUUAAAAUAUUGCAUGUAUGUUAGAAAGUAUAGAAAUUUUACGUCGGAAUAAAGAUGCUUUAAAAGCCC
Paramormyrops kingsleyae is the source of this 2594-nucleotide messenger RNA. RefSeq names its product granulocyte-macrophage colony-stimulating factor receptor subunit alpha-like. Gene Ontology annotation, cellular component: external side of plasma membrane. Gene Ontology annotation, biological process: cytokine-mediated signaling pathway. Lineage: Eukaryota; Metazoa; Chordata; Actinopteri; Osteoglossiformes; Mormyridae. Gene Ontology annotation, molecular function: protein binding; cytokine receptor activity. The record is from RefSeq and is a predicted model, not a curated record.